CGAAUCUUCUUAUUCUCUCUUUAUUUUUCUCUAAACAUUUCCUGUAUCCCCGUUCUCAGCUCUAAAACUACAGCCUAACCGUCUUCGUUCCUUUCGAAAGAAAGUUAAUCCAACAGUCCUAUUCAACGAUGACAGCGAUGGAGUUCAAUGAGGUUGAAAUGCUCUACGGCCAUGGCGGGCACAAGUUGCCUCGCGACUCCGUCCGGAAACAUGGACGUGAGGUACGUGCCCUCAUCUACUGAUAUUGUCAAUUAUCGGGUCGCUGGGCAUGGCUCUUUCGCCGGCUGGAGCUCAGUACCAUUGAACUUACGAUCUUACUCCGUUCGCUCCUCGAUUCCUGAGUUGUAUGCAAGGUGAGAUCGACGCUUUUGUCUCAAUGUAUGAAUCACUUGCAGAAAUUCGGGCAAAUACUAUAAUCAGUUCCACCAUGGACUUCAAUCCGCUCCUGUCCCUCGCAACUCUGGACCAGUACAUCGCUUAUCCCGUUCUUAUCAUCUUCCUCGCGUUUCACCCGAAUUACCCAGUAACAGCGAAGAACAUGAGCCAUGCCGCGCCCGUCUUUCUGGCUUCGUGGUAUUGUUCGCCAUUAUUGAUUGGUCUGCCCGGGGCCACAAAUGGUGGUAGGGUCCAAGGAUCAAGGCGGCAAUGGAUUAGAGUUCAUGCCCGACGGCUGACUGAAGGGGAUCUCGUGGUUCCGUCCUCCACUGGCCAUAGUCAAACGGCAUUGCGGAUGCUCUCUCCCGACGAUGCAAAAACUUAAUCGCGAGUGGUGAUGUCAAACAAUUACCCCCGACCGUACCAUCCGCCGACUGGAAAUAAGGUAUACGACUCAUGUAUGCAUAUCAAUGUUUGAAAGAUUCUUGGAGCUAGUAGGAGUCCACCCGACGCAGCUGGAUACGCGAUAUCGGGCAUUGAGUGGCCGCAUGGUUUUGCGUUAGUAGGUCACCCUUAAGAACGAGGAGAUCUUCUUCGCCUUGCAGCGCUUCUUGGUCACGAGAGACUUCAGACUGACAUCUAUGCAUCUCGCCAUCGAACAGCCACACCUGCAUCUGAUGAGGCUGUUUACUGACUUUGACGCGGGCGUCGCUAGGCGUCACUAGUAUGUAGAAAACGGUAUCUGGUAUAUGAUACAUGCAGGGCUACAUGUCAGAUUGGUGCGAGUCAUGAGG
This is a messenger RNA of Aspergillus caelatus, 1169 nucleotides long. RefSeq lists its product as uncharacterized. The transcript has 2 exons. Bases 347 to 760 code for a protein of 137 amino acids. The record is from RefSeq and is a predicted model, not a curated record. Lineage: Eukaryota; Fungi; Ascomycota; Eurotiomycetes; Eurotiales; Aspergillaceae.